AUGAAAUUUGAGAACCAGACCAAACAUUUCUCUCAUCACGUCAAAGUGGGUCCAUGUUUCACUCGCCCUGCUUAUCGAGACGGUAGGCGUAAAACAGCUGUAAAGGUCUUCACCGUAGCUGAUGAGUCAUGUUAUCUCCUGAUAUUUGGAGUCCCAUCACUGGACCUGGAGCACCCUUUAAAGGAGAAAUGUAAACAGUAUGGGAAUGUCCAAAGUGUGGUGAAAAUUAUUGAUUAUCCAGACAAAGAAACAUUUACUGAUGUUUUUGUCGUAAAAUAUGAUAAUCUCAAAGCCGCAAGGUGUGAAUAUAUGCCAAGCCUGUAUGAAUGCAGGCAUUUAAAUGCAAGGAUUUCCAGGAAAGUGGAACAUGAGUAUCUUCAGAAAUUCUCUACUAAAUGUCAAACAUCAGAUCCGGAUUCUUCAGUUCUUCCAUCACCAUCUGUAUCAUCAACAUCAGUAAAAUCUGAUUUGUCAGAAUCUAUAAAAUUAGAAAUACCAACUAAUCGGGAUAUAACUGUUCUACCGGUUUCACAAGAAAACACAAUGCAUUCCAAUGAGUCCGCCACCUACCAAUCAUAUGACGCUUUAGAUGACUCUCGGCUUUAUUGGAGGAAACUUGGAAUUACAUUAUUUGACAAACAUCAAACAGCCUGUAAUUUCGGUGCUUCUUGUCCUACUACUGCUGCUACUAUCAAUUAUCCAUCUAUUCCCACACCUUGUGAUUUAUCAGUUGCCCCAAAACGUUCAAUACCCCUUUCUGUCCAACAGGCUUUAAGUUGUCGACCAUACUUGGAGAAUAUUUCAAAACCUAAUACAUCGUUGUCAGUCAGCAAGGUAUCCUCUGACACUAACAAAACAGUGAAGCACUACCCAUCUAACUCCUUAAUCCCACGCGUUAUAAUUAGUAAAGAAUAUAGAAGAAAACACUCAACAAACUCAGAAGCUCUUCCACAAGUAUCAAAGUCAACAGCCCCUAUUUCUGUAGGUGAAUUAAAACGAUUAGCCUAUUCAUUAGGUCCCAAACAAGGACCAAGUUUACCGCCAACACAAGAUCAAAGGGAAAAUAAUAUUGAUCGAACAAGGAUUGUAUUUCAUCGUUCAAAUUCCAAACGACAUUGUACACAUCCUUCAGAAUCUACAGACAAUUGA
Messenger RNA from Schistosoma curassoni, 1149 nucleotides. NCBI's taxonomy places the organism in Eukaryota, Metazoa, Platyhelminthes, Trematoda, Strigeidida, Schistosomatidae. The record is from the annotation of a GenBank genome assembly.